Molecule: messenger RNA, 3857 nt
Organism: Chara braunii
Lineage: Eukaryota; Viridiplantae; Streptophyta; Charophyceae; Charales; Characeae
Source: the annotation of a GenBank genome assembly
GCAUGUUCGUUCCUUUCCCCUCUUGUGUUUUUUUGUCAUGUACGACUGGAACAAGAUCCGAGAUUGGGGGGUGUCGUCGCACUGUUGCUCACCACGUCACCGUUGUCAAUGGGUUGUGGUACACGUCGACUGCACCAUCAUUGUAGAGGGUGGAAUGGCCCAGCUGUGCUCCAUUGGUUGCUUAUGAGCUUGCUGUGUGGCAGCCAUUUUUCAGUCCUGUUUCUUCCCUGCAGUGGGUAUCCUUGCAGACCAGCGCACGACACUUCGUGCCAGGCCUACGCGGUGUAUGAUGUGAGGCCGGGUGACAGGGUGCAGGAUAUCAGUAAGCUCUUCGAUGAUGACUACCGAGAUGUGGCAUCGGUGAACAAGUUGGAUCUGGGUAAUUUGACUUUACUCCCCGAUCAGCAACUGUACAUCCCACUCACGUGCCAUUGCGACGAAAGGAACGCUGUCUUCUACGCGACUGUCAAUCAUGUCAUAGCAUUCGAUGGCGAAACAAUUGAGAGUAUUGCAUCCGUUCUUUUUCAAAACUUGUCACAUGCACAAGAGAUUGUGAAUGCCAGCGGCCUGACGCAUGGUGUAGCCGUGCAGCCCGGGCAGACCGUAAGUGUGCCCAUUCGUUGUGGAUGCAAUUCGACAGCGCUCUUAUCAGUCAGGACACCAUCUUUUUUGACCUACGUUGUCGGAAAUGACACUGAUGUCCGAAGCAUUGCGCAGACAUUCAGAAGCAGUGAAAGACUUAUCCUUGAAGCCAAUGCAGGGGCUCAGGCAGACCUACCGCUUGACCCUGGUACCCGGCUGGUUAUCCCCGCAUACUUGUCAUUUCCUACUAGAUCUGAUGAGGGGUCGAGAGCCCGAGCACGCAGUUCGGGGGGAGAUCCAUCACUAUCCAUCGCCACAGAGCCACCGGCCUACCCUAGAAAUGGAGUGCGGGGAGGUGCAUCCGGAGCGGAAGAUACAACGAGCACCCAAGCGAACGGCACCACAAACACGGCAUCGGUUCCGAUGGACACACCUGGCAAGGGGAAAACAGGUCAUGAUCCAGCCAUUCCUUUUGAGCUAAUCAUUGGUAUCCUUGCAGGGACAACGGUCGUGCUCAUGUUGGCAAUCAUAUGUGCCAUGAUAUACAUAGCACGAAGAGUAGCCAAGGGAACAAGUGUGCGCACUGCUGCUGCCGAUUGGGAGAGGAGAGAAUGGGCAGAAUGGAGCACAGAAUCUGCAGCGAGAUGGCAGCUAAGCGUCAUUGGAUCAAGAGCUCUUCCGGUGACAAGGGCAUCUGCAACACUGCCAGUCCCGCAACUGAUGAACACCUUCCGGAGGAGGGACAUUAUCCACACAUCAAUCAGCAACACUUCCUCACUGGAGGGGUUUUCUUCUCACGGAGGAAACUGCGCCAAGUUCAUUCCCGGGGUCGAUAAUGGGAGUGGUGGUAAUGUGGGACGAACUGUCGAAGCCAGUGCCAGUCCGCACAAGUCCGCAGCCGCUAUGGUGUCUCCAUCGUUGAGUGUGUUCACUUACAAAGACCUGAUGAAGGCCACAGAUCACUUCAGCGAGCUCAAGAAGAUUGCGGAAGGAAGUUAUGGGUCCACGUACCGUGGCCUUCUCGAAGGACGAGAUGUCACAGUGAAAAAGUUGAAGAAGUCCAAAGCCGAACAGUUCCAGUCGGAGAUGGAGGUGAUGAGCCGAGUUCAUCACUGCCAUGUCCUGGCGCUUGUGGGUUAUUGCGUGGAUCGUUGCCUGAUGCUCGUGCACGAGUUUGCAGAAAAGGGGUCCCUCAACAGGCACCUUCAUUCUCCUUCCAGGAAUGGUUUCCUGCCUCUGGCGUGGAGUGUAAGGGUGCAGAUUGCUGUUGACAUUUCCUCCGCCCUGGAGUACCUUCACGAGCGCAGCUGGCCUGGUUUUAUCCAUCACAGCAUAAGUUCCAGAAAUAUUUUUCUCGACAAGAACAUGCGCGCAAAAACUGCAAACUUUGGACUGAGCAAGCGGAUUGACUGGAAGGAUGAUUCCACCCUUAGCUUAGCCGUCAACACAGCCGAACUACCAGACGUUGUUGGCUACAUGGCACCAGAAUGCCUGAAGCUUGGCCAAGUGUCCACAAAAGCCGAUGUGUACUCCUUUGGCGUUGUUCUUCUUGAGCUUCUAAGCGGGCAGGAGGCUGUCAGUUGUGCGGCAGGCAGCCACAUCGUACAGCUCUCUGGAGGGCUGCACUGUGAGAGUUGGGCCCUCGAUUACAAUGGAUCCAGCUCAACUGUGGUUGCUGAAACAUCAGGGUCUUUUGCGGAAUCGGAUUUCGGUUCAACCCCCCCAGAUUCGUCCUCAGAACUCAGGGCAAAGAGGCCUGUCAUACAGAAACGUGUACUGGAUGUAGAAAUAAGACCCUACAAAACUGCAAAGACGAGAUUGAAUCGGAUGGGGAAACGACAAGGAGAGGGGACGAAGCAACACCCCCCUGGCAAUGAAGGCUGUGAAAAUAGUAAUCGCUAUUUGGAAAACACAACAAACUCUGGCGGGAAGAAGGAAGACGCCUGUGGCAAGAUCCUAUCAGUUAACGGAAGCAAGCUUCGCCUUCGAGGGCUCACUGUGGAGGUCUUAGCCGACCUCUCUGGACCUUCGUCUUGCAAGCCUGUGCUCAGCUCCUCUGUGGAAAACUCUGCCAGCGCCAUCCCCACGCAAGAAGAACCCGCCAAUUCAACAACAGGAAGCAUGAUUGCUGUGAGCGUGCCGAGCUCAGACCCAUUGCCUCCUUGCCCACACAGUGUGCAGGCAUCAGCGAAUGAUGGAUGUGCAGUGCCCACGAAGGGAAAGGCGAAGUCGGUGGCGGCCUUUUCAAAACACGGCAAAGAGGUCAAGAUUGGGAUAGGAAAGCCAAGAAAAGCAGAUAUCGCUGCAGGCAGCAAUAAGAAACCAGUUCAUGCCCUCGCGAUGACAAGCAGUCACAGAAAGGGGCCCCGAUCGCGCAAGGUUGCAGGGAAGAAAUAUGAGAACAAAAGGAGAGGUGAUGGGGUGAAGCUGCUGGGCGCAGCCACCGAGGGUACUAGUCCUAUCUUGCGAAACUCGGCAGUUCAGCGCAUGCUAAGGUGUUCCCUUGUCAGCUGGAUUGUGCCAGCAAUCCGGUCUCUUGGAUCACCUGCUGACGUCGUGUGCUUGGUCGAUCCAGACAUGAGGGGCCAAUACCCUCCGGAAGUGGUUGCCAAGAUGGCUGAUCUUGCGGUGCGUUGCGUUCAGGAGAAUCCCCAGGCGCGGCCAAAUAUGUCACGUGUGGCAUAUGAGUUGGAUGAGAUUUUGCUAUUGACGAGGCGCUGGGAGGCGCUACAGUGCAAGGCCCAGCCGGAGAACCACAGCCGCGUCGUCGUAAGGCUUCAAGGGUCACGUGAAUCAGAGAAAAGCGAGGUCUCGGGCAUGGGCCAGCAGAAUGUGGUUCUCUGGGCCUCUACUGUGGGCCCAGAUGUUUCUACAGACGGCGAAGGUAGCAUAUCCCGUCCGCAGCUCCAGAGAUGAGUGUAUAGUCUGUAUAGAGUUAACAGGACUGCUCAUUGUUAGGGCUGACCUAGAAACCUGAUGACAUUAGCGCAUUUUGGAUGAUGCUGUUUCUACUGACCAGUCAAUCUUAUCAACAUGUCCGUGCUGUGGUCGUUCACGCGAAGAACGGACCACCACUCCUAACUUGAUACCUGGCUGCAGUGAGGAAGUACUCUUGCGGGCCCCCAUGUACAUAAAUAUGCUAGGUGAUAUCGAUCGGCACAGUAUUUAUUUACCAGCUGUGGCCUCAGGUGGGCAGGGAUGUGAAAUGCAAUCCAGUCGCUUCAUAACUGCAAGGGAACAGAAGCAGUGCUUCUCAAGGAUCCAGCCGAGCAUCG